This is a messenger RNA of Staurois parvus, 321 nucleotides long. NCBI's taxonomy places the organism in Eukaryota, Metazoa, Chordata, Amphibia, Anura, Ranidae. The record is from the annotation of a GenBank genome assembly.
UCAGAGUGCAACUUUACAUCAUGUGUGCGCAUCAGAGUGCCCCUUUACAUCAGGUAUCCCCAUCACAGUGCCACCUUACACCAGGCAUUCCCGUCAAAGUGCCCCCUUACACUCAAAGUACCCCUUUCCAUCAUAUUUCCCCAUCAGAGUGCCCCUUUUCAUCAUAUUUCUCCAUCAGAGUGCCCCUUUACAUCAUAUUUCCCCAUCAGAGUGCCCCUUUACAUCAUAUGUGUCAAUCAGAGUGCCCCUUUCCACACAUAACAUGUGCCCAUCCGAGUGCCUCCUGAACAUAAAAGAUGCCUGUCAGAGUGGCCCUUAACA